Kwoniella botswanensis is the source of this 1476-nucleotide messenger RNA. Its product is annotated as isocitrate lyase. Gene Ontology annotation, biological process: carboxylic acid metabolic process. Gene Ontology annotation, molecular function: isocitrate lyase activity. Bases 1 to 1476 code for a protein of 491 amino acids. The transcript is spliced from 5 exons. The record is from RefSeq and is a predicted model, not a curated record. NCBI's taxonomy places the organism in Eukaryota, Fungi, Basidiomycota, Tremellomycetes, Tremellales, Cryptococcaceae.
AUGUCAGAAGACUCAUGGCUCUCACCCACCUCAAUCGAAGAAUGGUGGUCAACCCCUUCUCAAACAGGUAUCAAGAGACCUUAUUCAGCCGACACAGUCGCAUCACUCCGAGAUGUGUUUCCAGAGAAUCACCAUUCAAACGCUAUGGCCCUCAAGCUCAGAAGUAUCUUCGAGAGAGUACAGAAAGACAAAUCCGUCAAUCUGACUACUAGCGUGAUCGAUCCUGUCACUGCGCAGAUCAUGGCCGAAGUUGGUUUUGAAACGUUAUAUGUAUCCGGUGGGAUGUCAGCUAAUACAGAUACAGCGACGGAUGAUCCUGGACCUGAUCUUGCAGAUUACACAUACGACACCGUUCCAAAGAAAGUAGCAACCAUCUAUCGAUCCCAGCUCCUUCACUCACGUACGGCUAGAGUAAAUAAGACGGGUAAAGAGGAAAUACCUUUGUUACCUAUCAUCGCAGAUGCAGAUUCAGGUCAUGGUCAACAUACAGCAAUCAUGAAAUUGGUUAAACUAUUCGUCCAAAGUGGUGUAUCGGGAUUUCAUUUGGAUGAUUUGGUUUCGGGAGUUAAAAGACAUGAUGGUAAAGAUGGAUUAUCAAGUGUUUUGGUACCUACCGGUGAAUAUUUGAGGAGAUUGGUAGCUGCGAAAUUACAACUGGAUAUAAUGGGAUCCGAAGUAAUUUCAAUUGCUCGAACUGAUGCCCAGACAGCCACCCACAUCACAUCGACUAUCGACCACCGAGAUCGACCUUUCAUCCUGGGUGCUACGGUCCCUCUGAAACAGCAUUUCAUCCAUACCGAAGGAAAUUCAGCAAGGGAAGAAUGGAAGAGAGAAGCUAAAUUAUCUACUCUGGAUGAUCAUUUCCAAUCAUCCUAUCCGGAUCUAUUUGAUCAAUUCAAAGAAGAAACUUCAAAAAUGAACGUAUCUGAAGCACUUUUGAUAGCUCAAAAGCUCGUUUCUUCUUUUUACUGGAACUAUGAGAGUCCCCGAACUUCCGAGGGAUGGUACGCUUUCAAAGGUGGUGUUCAAGCUGCUGUGAGCAGAGCCAACGUAGCUGCCAAUAUCUCUGAUGUCGUAUGGGCCUGUGCGCACGGAUACAAUCCGGAUAGGGCAGAAGCGUUUGCCAAAGGUGUUCAGGAGGUACAUGAAGGUAAAUGGAUGGCUUAUAAUGUAACAGGUGGAUUCCCAGAUGAUGGUUCAGCAGAUGAACAAGUCAAAAAUAUACCUUCCCAAUUAUCUUCCUUAGGAUACGUGUGGCUCUUCUUACCUAUAGCCGGAUUGACAACAGUUGGAUUAGGUUCUCAAACAGCUAUGAAAUCUAUCAAAGAACAUGGACUGUACGGUUAUCUGUCUCAGGUGUCUCGACCUGCUGCAAGACAUGCGGCUGCGGCCGAUGGGACAAGUCCAGAAUGGUGGUGGAAAGUCAUGGGUAAAUUGGCGGAUGACGCUGCGGAUGCUAUUGGCGAGGGGUUAUAG